This is a messenger RNA of Puntigrus tetrazona (Sumatra barb), 2806 nucleotides long. RefSeq names its product 4-galactosyl-N-acetylglucosaminide 3-alpha-L-fucosyltransferase 9-like. The record is from RefSeq and is a predicted model, not a curated record. Gene Ontology annotation, molecular function: alpha-(1->3)-fucosyltransferase activity. NCBI's taxonomy places the organism in Eukaryota, Metazoa, Chordata, Actinopteri, Cypriniformes, Cyprinidae. Gene Ontology annotation, cellular component: membrane. The transcript has 2 exons. The coding region runs from base 1024 to 2217 and encodes 397 amino acids.
CGGAGUUUGUUUUGAUUUGAUAUUUUCUGUUGAAAUAGAAAAUGCAUACAAUUAAUAGUUGAACCUGCGUUUCUUUAUACCCCGUGGAAAGACAAUCGAGUUAUUUCGCGUUGGGCUAUUUGGAAAUCAAACAUUUGUCGCGCAAUAGUAGCGACCUGCUGUCAAUUUAAAGUUUAAAAAAAUGUUGCCUUUUAACUAUUUUAAUGUAAAAACAAAAGUUGAUGGAGUUCAGCCUAGCUUUCAUCCAGUGCGUACAAAUAAGGAAAAUCCAAUUGCAUGUAAAUGUACUGGUGAUGCACGGAGGACGGAGUAGUGUCGCUUUGGUAGGCUAUACUUUCACUCUCGGAGUGGGUCCUGUACUCACCCGGCUGCCAGUUGACCCAAACAUUGAUCAGAGGUGCCCGGCGACAUUGCCCAGAAAGUUCCCAGCAUCACCAGCCCAAGGAAAACUGGAAGAACCGCAUCGCGAAAGUAGAUUCAUUUUAAACCAUAAAGCUCCGUUCCUUUAAUAUACUAAACCUGGAAGAUGUCGCAUCAGUUUAGUUUUUCUGUAAGUUAUACAAACAUACGUUUUUACAGUAUAAUUAUAUAUUUAGGUUAAGUAAUGGGUAAUAUUAACCUAUACGUGCUCAGGCUUAAUGUUUGAGAAUUAUGCAUAUAAUUAGCAAAGAAUUCCAAAAUGAAAUGUUAUUGAAUAUUUUGCCAUACGACUCUGAUCACUUAUAUAUUUUAAAGCCAAUUUUAUAAUUUUUCACCCUGGAGCACAAAACUAAGAAGCAUUAGCAAAACGCAGCAAAGCACAGCAUGGUUCAAAAUAAUCUAAUUUUCUUGUAUGCCAAAAAUCAAGGGGGUGAAGAUCAUGUUGCAUGAAGAUAGUUGUAAACUUCGUAUCGUAAAUAAAUCAAAACUCAGCUUUUAAUUAGUAAUAUGCAUUGCUAUUUGGAUUAACAGCGAUCGUUUGCUGUUCGUAGAUUUCACGUCUGAAAGACGCAUGCGCGUGAUUUCCGGUCGUAAAUUCAUUCUAUGUGCAGGUACGCGUAUCGAAAAAAUGAUGCGAUGGACAAGACAACGGUCACAACUAUUUCAAAAACCACUCAGUACAUUACAAUCGCCAUGUUCUUAAUGGCAUGCUUUACCAUCUACAUGUGCUGCAACUCAACCAAACAUUUGUUCGGCAAAUCCAUCGCCGCACGCGUCCAGAUAAACAACAUCAGUGCAGAAACUUGCCUCAGUGUUCUUAAGACGCAGAACUACAAGUGUGCCGCGAACACCACCCCGGACGAACAUCUGAUAGGAGCGUCUAAAGAGAAAGAAGAACCAGACACACUUCUGUUGAUCUGGAUGUGGCCUUUCCGGGACAGAUUUGAAUUGGCACCCUGCAGUUCGGCCUUCGAUAUCCAUGGCUGUCGUCUAACGGAUGACAGAGAUCUGUUUAACCAAGCGCAUGGGGUGAUGUUUCAUCAUAGAGAUAUCAGUAGGGAUUUAUCCAACAUGCCUCAACUCCCACGACCAGCUUUCCAGAAGUGGGUAUGGUGGAAUAUGGAGUCUCCGAGUAAUUCGUAUCCACUUCCCUUGCUAAAGGAUCUGUUUAAUCUGACUUCAAGCUACCGAUGGGAUUCAGACAUCCCAGUGCCUUACGGUAGGAUCACGUACACCAGAGAGGAAGAGAAAAAAUACACCAUCCCAAAGAAGGACAGAUUAGUUUGUUGGGUAGUAAGUAACUAUAACCCAGACUUUAAGCGUUCACAAUACUACACUGAGUUAGUGAAAUCCGUUAAAGUGUCGGUUUAUGGCAGGCAGUUCAACAAUGCAGUUAAUGGUGAAGAGUAUACAAAUUUAGUGUCCAGUUGCAAGUUCUACCUGUCUUUUGAGAAUUCCAUCCAUAGAGACUACGUGACCGAGAAGCUGUUCAAUGCUCUGGUGCUGGGUGCCGUUCCUGUCGUUCUUGGCCCUCCCAGAGAAAACUAUGAGCUGUUCCUGCCGAGCGAAGCCUUCAUCCACGUGGAUGACUUUCCGUCCGCAAAAGAACUGGCCGAACAUCUGAAACUCCUGGACCAAAAUGAGGACCUGUAUAAACGGCACUUCACCUGGAGAGAACGUUUCGUUUCAAAAACAAACAUCUUUGGUCUUGAACACGCCUGUCGGAUCUGUGAUCAUAUUAGAAGGAAUAAGCACUAUAAAGUGGUCAAAGAUCUCAACAGCUGGUUCUGGAGUUGAGGGCACUUUAAGAGACGCUGAUCACGAGUAAGACCUUUCGGUAACACUUUACAAUAAGGUGCCAUUUGUUAACAUUACUUAAUAUAUUAACUAACAUGAACUAACAAUGAGCAACGCAUUUAUUACAGUAUUUAUUCAUCUUUGUAAACUUUCGUUCAUGUUAGCUCACAGUGCAUUAACUAAUGUUAACAAACACUACUUGUGAUUUUAAUAAUGCAUUAGUUGUUACCAACAUUUAACCUCCUUUAGUUUUAACAGUCAGGGUAGUAGGGAGAUGUGGGCCACCUUAACAUGUUUACUGUUCCAAUGUCAGUGCAUUAUGUUAUUUUCUGCAGAAUGAAGGAUAAAAAGAUAUUAUUAUUAUUAUUUUAUUUUUGUGUGUGUGUGUUGUAAAUAAACUCACCUGCCAAUCAUCCAUGCACUUUAACAGAUGAUUUAAACUUUCAUUUAUUGUUGUACUAUUUUUAUGCAAUGUAACUUAACUGAUGUUAAAAUCAAGGUGACGUCAAAAACUGUGACGAUGUUGAUUUGCUGUAAACGGAAUGUCAAACAUAACCCAUACGCACAAUAAACUGGUUUUAGUGUGGGA